GUUGUAGAAGUCAGAGAGCUUCUUCUCUCUCACAGUCACAGCAGCGCCAUGUUUGGUUCGAGAAGUCUCUACUGCUGUAGCAGAAUCUGGAAUCGUUCUCUGUUUCUGAAAUGUUCUGGAAGCUUCCGAGCUAGUUUCUCGACCAAUUCCGUAGUAUCGAAGCAGAAACUGGUUGGGACGCAUAAUGGAACUUUCCACUGUGACGAAACCUUAGCUUGUUUCAUCCUUCGUCUUUCUAAUAGAUUCUCCGAUGCUCAAAUCGUUCGAACCAGAGAUCAUCAGGUUUUGGAGAAGCUUGAUGCGGCACUUGAUGUUGGAGGUGUGUAUGAUCCUCAGAGUGAACGUUAUGACCAUCACCAGAAAGGAUUCACUGAAGUGUUUGGGCACGGGUUUAACACUAAACUCAGUAGUGCUGGCCUUGUCUAUAAGCAUUAUGGAUUGGAGAUAAUUGCUAAGGAGCUUCAACUUGAUCAGGGACAUCCUGAUGUGCAUCGAUUGUUUCUCGCGGUGUACAAAAACUUCAUUGAGGCAGUAGAUGCUAUAGACAACGGCAUCCAUCAGUAUGAUACUGACCAGCCUCCAAGAUAUGUAAAUAGUACUAGCUUGGGGCAUAGGAUUGGAAGGUUGAACUUAGACUGGAUUGAACCUGAUCAGUCUAGUGCCAAAGAAGAUGAAGCAUUUCAUCGGGCAAUGGAACUUGCUGGCUCUGAGUUUUUGGAGUGUAUUCAUUUUCACGCGAAAUCGUGGUUACCAGCUCGGUCAAUUGUUAUGGAGUGUCUUGCAAAACGGUAUGAUACAGACUCCAGUGGAGAAAUUAUGAAGCUCAGUAAACAAUGUCCAUGGAAACUUCAUAUAUUCGAGCUCGAGGAAGAAAUGAAGAUUGAUCCUCCCAUAAAAUAUGUUCUUUACCAGGAUGACAGAAGUGAAAACUGGAGAAUCCAAGCGGUUUCAGUUGCACCAGAGAGGUUUGAGAGCCGUAAAGCUUUGCCCUUAUCAUGGAGGGGUCUAGAAAAGGAGAAGCUCUCAGAGGAAAGUUCAAUUCCGGGAUGCGUUUUUGUGCACAUGAGUGGUUUCAUCGGUGCAAACCGGACCUAUGAAGGUGCCUUAGCAAUGGCAAGAGCCUCUUUGAUGGCUUAGAAUCUAUGCAUAACCAAAGAUCAGUUCUUUGGAUUGAACUGGAUCCUCCUAUCCCUAUACAUAGAAUUUAAAAGGUCAAAAUAUCAUGAAGACUGUCAAAUACCUGAACAACAAUUUUUGUAUUAAUUUUUGUUUUUCCUAUAUAUAUUCUAAUUUCUCAUCA
Capsella rubella is the source of this 1300-nucleotide messenger RNA. RefSeq names its product UPF0160 protein. Gene Ontology annotation, cellular component: cytoplasm; nucleus. The transcript has 7 exons. Lineage: Eukaryota; Viridiplantae; Streptophyta; Magnoliopsida; Brassicales; Brassicaceae. The record is from RefSeq and is a predicted model, not a curated record. The coding region runs from base 49 to 1137 and encodes 362 amino acids.